This is a messenger RNA of Pyrus x bretschneideri (Chinese white pear), 1503 nucleotides long. Its product is annotated as polygalacturonase At1g48100-like. Bases 1 to 1503 code for a protein of 500 amino acids. The record is from RefSeq and is a predicted model, not a curated record. Gene Ontology annotation, molecular function: polygalacturonase activity. The transcript is spliced from 6 exons. Gene Ontology annotation, biological process: carbohydrate metabolic process. Lineage: Eukaryota; Viridiplantae; Streptophyta; Magnoliopsida; Rosales; Rosaceae.
AUGAUGAAGCUCUCUCGUUUCUUCACGCUGCUUUUUGUUGUGCUUUUAGUGUUUGUCAUUGUUUUCCUUCAAAAACGACAUAUAAAACACAAAGAUUUGCACAUAACAUCUCGGAUAUUAAAUUGGCCAUGGCCAUACCAUGUACCGAAAAUAUGGCCGCCAUAUUCCUCCCCAUCCGUCUACCCUAAGAGUCCAUCGGUUCAAAUACCAGAAUCUCCACCUCCAGAUUACCCUGAGAAUCCUUACAAGUUGCGGGUUUUUAAUGUGUUGGACUUCGGUGCUCAGGGGAAUGGUGUCAAAGAUGACACUGAAGCAUUCCAGGACACUUGGAAUGCUGUUUGCCAAGCUGAAAUUAGCACUGCUGCCAUGUUUCUUGUUCCUAACAAUUUAUCCUUCUUGAUUCAACCUAUCGUUUUCGAGGGGCCUUGCAAAUCUAGGCUUGUGUUUCAGAUUGAGGGAGCCCUUAUGCCUCCGGAUGGACCCGAUCAAUGGCCCCCAAACACCAAGAGGCAAGACUGGCUGCUCUUCAAAGAAGUCCAUAGAAUGCUAAUGCAAGGGAAUGGUCUUUUAAAUGGGAGAGGAGAGAAAUGGUGGGACCUCCCCUGCAAGCCUCACAAGGGAGGAAAGGGUCCUUGUGAUAGCCCAUCUGUAAGUGCUCACCACAGAAGUUAUUAUCAUGAUUUAACAGUUGAAAAUAGCCCUCUUUAUAUCAUAAGGUUCUCAAAAGGGUCAGAUUUGUUUGUUCGAGGACUUAGGCUUGAGAACAGCCCCAAGAUUCAUAUUCGUUUUGAUAGUUGUGCACAUGUCAGUGUCGAAAGCAUUAGCAUAAUUUCACCUGAAGACAGUCCCAACACAGAUGGAAUCCACAUAGAGGACACAACCAAUGCCGAAAUACACCAUUCAACCAUUUCCACGGGCGAUGAUUGUGUCUCGAUUGGAACGGGCUGCUAUAACGUGGAUAUAAGUUACAUGACGUGUGGUCCAAGUCACGGAAUAAGCAUAGGUAGUCUUGGCAAAGGAAACUCACAAGCCUGUGUUACAAACAUCACAGUGAGUGACUCCAUCAUCAAGAAUUCCAACAACGGUGUUCGGAUCAAAACAUGGCAAGGCGGCUCCGGCAUGGUAUCUAAAGUAACCUUCAAGGACAUUCACAUGGACACAGUUUUAAACCCCAUUAUCAUAAACCAGUUUUACUGCCUCAAGAAACAAUGCUCCAACCAAACUUCUGCAGUAUUGAUUGACAGUGUUCAGUUCUCAAACAUAAUGGGCACGUAUGACAGUAGAAAGCCUCCUAUGCAUCUUGCUUGCAGCGAUUCACUGCCAUGCAAAAAUCUGACCCUGUCGGGAAUACACUUGCUUCCUGCUCAAGGAGGGACUCACUUGGAUCCAUUUUGCUCGCAAGCUUUUGGUACUAAGGAUGCAUUUUCCACUCCACAGGCUCCAUGUUUGAUGACAGGUUACCCCAAAGGGCUGGAAAAUGAGGUGGAUAGGUCAUGUUUUUAG